This is a messenger RNA of Octopus sinensis (East Asian common octopus), 2053 nucleotides long. Its product is annotated as prolyl 4-hydroxylase subunit alpha-1. Lineage: Eukaryota; Metazoa; Mollusca; Cephalopoda; Octopoda; Octopodidae. The transcript is spliced from 14 exons. Gene Ontology annotation, molecular function: procollagen-proline 4-dioxygenase activity; iron ion binding; protein binding. Gene Ontology annotation, cellular component: endoplasmic reticulum. Bases 334 to 1962 code for a protein of 542 amino acids. Gene Ontology annotation, biological process: peptidyl-proline hydroxylation to 4-hydroxy-L-proline. The record is from RefSeq and is a predicted model, not a curated record.
UUCACAAAUCGGAAGCUUUUGGGCUGGCGCCUUAACAAUGACGUGGUGAAGGAAAUAUCCAUUUUUUUUUUUUAACAGCUUAAUUGAUAAGAAAGAAAGGGAGGAAAAGGGGAAAAAUCACAGAAGAUUAAACUCUGCAUGUUACUGAAGCCGGGAACGAAUAAAGAAGAAAUGUCUGUAGUAAUUUUUUUGUUGGCUUGAAUAUAAUUAGUUUUAAAAAGUUUUGAAGACGUUUUACUAUAUAAUUUAUAUAUUUUUUUAAGUAUAUGGGAUAUACGAUAUACGAUUUUGUAAUCUGAAAAAAGAAAAAGGAAAAAAAAAGAAACAACGAAGAUGGUGAACUGCUAUAAUUCUUUGUGGUUUCAAAUAUUCUGUGUAAGUAAAAUUGUAUUGUUCGUGUGUGCGGAUGUCUAUACGUCAGUUUAUAAAAUGAAUCAAUUGGUGAAGGAGGAAAGAAAACUUUUGAUAUCUCUUCACAACUUCAUUGAAUCAGAGCGGGCUGAAAAUGCAUCAGUGAGUAAAGAUCUAAUCAGCUUCUUGAAUGAAACACAAACACAAAACACAAAGUUGGGAAAUAUGACAAACUACACAACUAACCCAUUGAAUGCAUAUUGCGUGUUAUAUCGGAUUCACAAUAGAUGGAGUGAGAUGAUGGUGAAAUUAGACUGUGACAACUGUGAACACAAUAACAACACUAAAGAAUUUAUCAAAGAAUACAAAAUGGUUCAAGAACAAUUGUGGCCAACUAAAAAAGAUGUUACUGAAGCAGCUUUAGGCUUGUUUAGAUUACAAAAUAUUUAUUCUUUGAAUUUAACUGAGCUGCUACAGGGUCGUAUUGCCAACACUCAAACAGAACCAAUGACAGCUAAUGACGCUCUAAAGUUAAUUGAAAUAGCUAAUGAGCACGAUAUGGCUUAUGAAGAAAUAUUAUGGCUUUUGGCACUGGAUGAACUUUACAGAAAGUCAAAAAUUGAGAAAGGAACUGUAGAACAGAACCAAAUAUAUCGAACCAUUGCGAGUGCUUAUUCAAUGUAUGGAAUGCCAUGGGUUUCACUGGAUUACAUUGAGAAGUGUCUGAAAAUAAAAACAAAUGACAAAGGUUGUCAAAGAGAAAAGGCAUUUUUGAAAAAGAAGUUGAAAAGUAUUCCUGAGAGCAAAAGAACUAAAAUAUUUGAAAAACCUAUCAAUUCCACCAGCAGCCAAUAUGAAGCGUUAUGUCGAGGGGAAGAUCUAUUGUCAAGUUCUAGAAGAGCCCAACUGAAAUGUAUCUGGCGGCCAACAGAGAACCAUUAUUCCAGAGUAAAAGAGGAGAUCAUGAGUUAUAAACCCAAAAUUGUUGUUUUCCAUGAUGUCAUUACAGAUGAAGAAAUCGAAUACAUCCUGGAAGAAUCUCAGCAAAAGUUUUACAGCUCCAAAGUUGGUGAUGAUGACAUCAUUCAGGGCAUGAAAACAGACAUUAUAAGUCAACGUGCUUGGUUAUGGGAUUCAGACCCAGUUUUACGCAGGUUGUCCCACAGAAUUGGAAGUAUCACUGGAUUAAACACUCAGCUUAAAGUUUUUGUUUCGAAUGCAGAACCACUCCAGGUUCUGAAUUAUGGUCUAGGAGGAAUGCAUGAGCCACGUGUUGAUUAUUUUGAAUCCAAGGAACAGUUGGAAAAAUCUGCCAGUCAAUUCCUCAUUGGUUCUGGAGAUCGUAUAGCUACAUGGAUGCUUUAUAUGUCCAAUGUUACUCUUGGAGGAGCCACAAUUUUUCCAAGGAUUAAUGUGCAGAUACCUGUAAUAAAGGGUUCAGCAGUCUUUUGGUACAAUUUGAAAAGAAACCAGCGCCGAGAUCCCAGGACAUUACAUGCUAGUUGUCCAGUUGCGGUAGGAUCAAAAUGGGUUGCCAAUAAAUGGAUUCAUGAAGUAGACCAGAUGUUCCAACGACCAUGUGGAUUAAAAAUAAAUGCUGAAGAUAUCUAAAACAAUAAAACAUAUACAAAUACAUACAUACAUACAUACAUACAUACAUACUACAUACAUACAUACAUAUAUAUAUAUAUAUAUAUAUAUA